This is a messenger RNA of Zea mays, 1510 nucleotides long. Its product is annotated as zinc-finger homeodomain protein 6. The record is from RefSeq and is a predicted model, not a curated record. Gene Ontology annotation, cellular component: nucleus. The transcript has a single exon. Lineage: Eukaryota; Viridiplantae; Streptophyta; Magnoliopsida; Poales; Poaceae. The coding region runs from base 304 to 1068 and encodes 254 amino acids. Gene Ontology annotation, molecular function: DNA-binding transcription factor activity; transcription cis-regulatory region binding. Gene Ontology annotation, biological process: regulation of developmental process; regulation of DNA-templated transcription.
CACUCGCCUCGCCGCAGGCGGUCACGAUCAAUGCCGCAUCCCUCCGCUGCCGGCCUGCUCACACAGCCUCCUCUUCCUCCAGUCCUCCUCCCACGCACCACGGGCGAACAAAAGCACAAAAGCCAACCCACACCGCACCACCCCUACUACCCCUAGGAAACGACGACCGCAACUACAUACCAGCCAGCCGACCCGACCCCCAGCAGUCUUGCAGGCUACAGCCCCUGCGGCACCAGAGGGAGCGGCCGCGGCAGGGCGUCCUCGUCGCCGCGGCAGGGCGCUAGGGCAGGCAGGCAUGCGCUGAUGGAAUUCACGGCCCAGGAGGGGGAGGAGCCCGUCUCGGAGGAGAUGGGCGCGAGCUCCGCGCCGCCGCCCUGCCUCGGCCCCGGCCGCGGCCCGGGGAACCAGAACCACGCCGCCGAGGCGACGUACCACGAGUGUCUGCGCAACCACGCGGCGGCGCUGGGCGGACACGUCGUCGAUGGCUGCGGCGAGUUCAUGCCCGAGGACGCCGACAGGCUCAAGUGCGCAGCCUGCGGCUGCCACCGCAGCUUCCACCGCAAGGGCGACGCGGGGCGCCGCCACCAGCUCCUGCUGCCGCCGCCCGCCGCGGCGGUCCCGCGCGUCCCGCUGCUCCUGCCUCCGCCCCACCCCUACGCGGCCGGCGCUGCCCACCCCCACUACGCGUCGCCGCCGCUGUUCCCGUACCACGGCACGCCCAGCGGCACCACGACCGAGUCGUCCAGCGAGGAGCGUGGCCCGCCGUCCGGGUUCGCCGCCGCGCCGCACGCGCACGCGCAGGGCCACGUCCGGCGGAAGCGGAUCCGGACCAAGUUCACGCCGGAGCAGAAGGAGCAGAUGCUGGCGUUCGCGGAACGCCUCGGCUGGCGGAUGCAGAAGCAGGACGACGCGCUGGUGCAGCACUUCUGCGACCAGGUCGGCGUCCGGCGGCAGGUCUUCAAGGUCUGGAUGCACAACAACAAGCACAUCGGCAGCGGCGGCAGGAGGCAGCCGCCGCCGCACCUGCCGCCUCCCGAGGGGCAGCAACAGCCCCAGCAGCCCCAGUAGCCACGGUGGGAGACAAGGCUCAGCAGUCAGCAGCACCACCACCACCACCACCAUUUGCUUAAUCCCCCGCCUCAUUUUUUUAUGGGCUCCGAGAGGGGGUGUGGGAUUAAACAAGGGAAGUCAGGAGGGGUUCCUAUCCUUUCUUCCCUUCCGUUUUUGGGUUCACCUUAUCCUUGAUUUUUUGUAGUCACUUCACGUCUUCACCAUCCUCUUUUGCUUCACGAUUCUUGCUUGCAUAUCUUUGGUUUUAUUCUGUUCUUACUAGCUUGGGGGAUCAAUUGGAAGGAGGAGGAGGCACUGUGCAUGUUUUGUAGCUACAAUCCUGCUACCUUAUUGCCAUUUAGCCCCCUUCGGCGAGCAAGGUUAACCAAUCUAAAUUCCGAUCUAUAUUUCCAUCUUCACUUAAUCUGUUAAUCAAUAGCGAAUAUAGCCGGUGGUCUCU